AUGGAUGGAUCGUGGAACAAAGCAGCACUCACGACGUCUUUGAUGAAGUUCAUCGGCGAUUUUUGCCGAAGAAAAAAAUUGGAAAGUUUCGCCGAGGAACAACUUAGGCUCGCCGCUAGCGGGACUCGUGCGCUUAACUUCUGGAUGAGUAGAUUGUACAAAGGGCCGCUGUUCAUUCCGAAGAGUGAGGCACAAGAAAUCAAUGAAUCAGGGUGGCACUUCCUAGCGUGCUAUCAAAGAAUGGCACUGCUGGCUUGCAAAGAGCACAAAUGCAAAUUCACUCUGAUUCCGAAAUUGCACAUGUACUGGCACCUGGUUGACUGGAUGACAACCCAGUCUGCCCAGGCCGACUGGGUGUACAAUGUGAUGUGUGAGUCAUGCUCUAUGGACGAAGACCUGAUUGGUCGUUUCUGUUUCCUUACUCGUUGCGUGAGCCCGCGACAGCGGGUGCAACGAAGCCUCGAAAGAUACCUUACGCAGGUGCUGCUGCUCUGGUCUCGCUGA
Molecule: messenger RNA, 504 nt
Organism: Symbiodinium sp. CCMP2592
Lineage: Eukaryota; Dinophyceae; Suessiales; Symbiodiniaceae
Source: the annotation of a GenBank genome assembly